Messenger RNA from Gavia stellata (red-throated loon), 3238 nucleotides. RefSeq names its product HAUS augmin like complex subunit 6 (gene HAUS6). Gene Ontology annotation, molecular function: microtubule binding. The coding region runs from base 69 to 2885 and encodes 938 amino acids. Gene Ontology annotation, cellular component: mitotic spindle microtubule; HAUS complex. The transcript has 17 exons. Gene Ontology annotation, biological process: spindle assembly. NCBI's taxonomy places the organism in Eukaryota, Metazoa, Chordata, Aves, Gaviiformes, Gaviidae. The record is from RefSeq and is a predicted model, not a curated record.
CGGCUGUUAGGCGGCCGUCGCUGUCCACUUGGUUUCGUUGGCGGGCGCUCCGUGAGCUGCUUGGCACGAUGGACGCCGAGUGGAAGAACGACCAUUUCUGGCUCUACGUGCUGGCCCUGGGCUUGGACCCGGAGGCUGGCGGCAGCCUCUUGGAACUGAGAACGAAGAUGUUUGAUAGCCCAAGCAGCAGUGCCUUUCAUGUCAUUGCCCUCUUGUUUGCUAAGCUGGAUCACUCCCGCGCAGCAGAAACUUUCAGAGACUGUUUCUUUCCAGUAGGAAACUUCACAGAUCCUGAAUUUAGGAAGCAGUGCUGUAUGUGGCUGAAAGAUAUUGCAAAUGAAGACCAAAGCUGUCUUCCACAAAUUACACCUUCUUCAUUUAUUUGUCCUGCUGGUCCUAAAUUUAUUCGCCUAUUGUAUUGGUUUGCAAGACACGUAGUGCUUGAGGACAUGAAAAGGAACUCCACAGGCACUGAUAGACCUUUUGCUGAAGCUGUAAGGUUGAGACCUAAGGAUAUGUACAUGGCCAAUGCAAGAUGUAGAGUCGCAUACAAUAAACUUCUGCAAAUUUUUCAAAAGGAAGAUUUUGUUAUUCAAGAAUAUGAGAAAAAAGCACAGCUUUUAAUUAAAGAAAUAAAACAGAUGAAGUCUGAAUAUGCAGUCCUGCAGAUACAGUCUUGCAGGAUGAAACAAAAUGACCACAGCAAAAACGACAAAACUGAGAGAAUUCAAAAGGUUCGCAGUAUGUGGACACUUAUAAUGGAAAUGCUUACAUCUCUGAAAAAGGAAAAGGAAGUUGUGGACUCUGUGCUUCAUGUACUUGAAGAUUGUGUUGGUCAGUGCAUUUUAGAUGGAACUAAUGUUGUUUUCAGUGUUCCACAGCUGUUGGCUCACAGAGUUGAAAGUGACACAUACGGACUUUGUACAGGAAAUGUAUAUGAAGCUGAAAAACUGAAUUUCUUAACAGCCAUUCAGUUACUAAAUGAAGCCCUGAUGGUGUUGAGAGAUGAACGUUAUCAAUCUGAACUAAAACAACUACUUCAGGUCAUUGAGAAUAGGAUUACGGGCCUCAAUAAAAUACUACAAGAUUUGGAAGCAAAGAGGGUGAAAAUAGAGCAACAGCAUUGUGUGUCAGCGAGUGGAUGUAUUUCUAGAAAACAGGAAGACUGGGAGGUGAACUGGAAAAACGUUCUUGGCUUGUGUCCUUUUAAUUUAAUCUUAGGUCAGGACUCAGAACUUGAUUUAAGAGCUUCGACACCCCAUUCUUCUACUGUUGCAGAAGAUGAUGAUGAGGAUAGCGUCUUUUGUCAACAUCUACUAUCAGUUUCAGAUAUUUGUGACGCUAUUCAUGAAGUACGUUAUGAGAAGGAUGAUGCGGCUUUGGAAACUAUGAUGCAUAAGUCAACACCACCACCAAGAUGCCCCCCAAGGAUCUCUUCAGUGCCUUUGGAGUUGUCAAAAGCAUCUGAAAACAGAGACGUGUUAAUUGAAAAGAACUUGCAUGUUGAAACUUGCAAGGGGAAAAAACAGCCUGUACCUCCAAAGAUCUUAAAAGAUGGAAAGGUUGAGUCUGCCAUUUCAGAAAUGUGGGAGAAUGUAGAUGAUCAUGUUAUCCAGACAGAGUCUCCUGUCAAAAAAGAAGACCCUCUUAAGAAAGCCAGAGAUGAACUGGCAGAAGAGGUUGCAAAAACAGUGAUAUCUGAGUCACCUCAGAGUGCUGAAGGAAAAGGAAUGGCAUUAGAAGAUCUCAUUAGCUCACUGGCUUUUGACCCAUUUUUAACAAGGAAACAAAUUCCUCGAACUCCAGAAAAUCUGCUUACUGAAAUUAGAAGCUCAUGGAGAAAAGCUAUUCAAACUGAGGGCUCAUCAGACAUAGAGCUGGCCCCAACCGAAGUAAUGCUGGAAGAAGUUCCAAUGAAUGCUAGACCUGUAAUGCAGAAGGUGGCAGACUCUAGAUGCGUGUGCUCUAUCCCUGUAUCUCCUGUACCUGUCCUUAAUCCUCCCUUGUCAGAAAGGAAGUCCCAAUUAAGUUCUACAGAAUUUAGACCUCAAGAGCAGAUGAGGAUAAGUCCCAUCAUUGAAUCUCCAAUUUCAGAAACAUCUGGAAUGCGAGAGAGUGAGAGAACUGAAGAACAGGAAUUAAAGUGUAUUGUUUUGAACAAAAGUUCUGUAGAAUAUCCAGAAGAACAUAUUUUUCAAUAUGUAAAGAGCAUGAAUACACCAGAUACUUGUUCAGAAGACAGCAGUACAACAAAUGUUCUACCUUCAGACCAGUUUCGGGGCUCCUUAAUGGAUGGGAUGCUGCACCGGAAUCUAUCUCCAUGGCUAAGUUCUAUCAGUCGUGAAGCUGCCUUCUUGGGGAUAUUGGAUGAGACACUUCCAGAAGAACUUGGUAACAUAGAUCUUAACAAAUCUGCAAGCCCAGAGUCUGAUUUUGAUGUAAUAGACAGCACAUAUGUAACAGGUGGUUCAGAAAAUAAGGGGGAUAUUAAAAAAUCAAAGGUAGAUCUACAAUCCCCAUUCAACACACAUAAAGCACUGAGAAAGACUGCAUGGAGAAGUAAAGAGGAGCUGCAUGAAACACAUAAUGGAGGUGAAUCUGUAAGAUGUAGAUUAGACCUAAGUCUUGCAUCAGAAAAAAGAGAAAGGGGUGAAUUGUGUGGUCCUCUAGAACUCUUCUGCUUGGAUGAAGAAUUUACCAAGACGCCAUCACCAGUAUCUCUUAAUGAAAGAAAAUACUCCCUGUCAUCUUUGCUGGUAUCCUGUCAACAUCUGGAGGAAAUAGCAUCAAUGGUACAUGAAAUCCCAUUAGACUUAAUGCAUAAAUUGGAGGAUAAAGAGCAGUUGAAUGAAACACUGCGCACGAAGGAACCAUCAUCAGGAUAGAAUUUGUAAAGCAGAAGCAUAACCAUAGUAGUGCAAUUAUGGUUCACUUGAGCGUGUAGCAUCUUCUGCAAGGACUGCCUACAUGGAGAAGUUGCACUCCUUUAUUUUUUGCGGAGACUGUAUUACAGUCUCCUUGUUUAACAGUGUCAGUAGCCUGCUCUGGUUCAUGUCAUCCAUAGUAGCAUUUCAUAUUUUUAUAUUGGUUUUAGGGUUUUUUUUUGAAAUAGUAGGUGUUGAAUUGGUGGCAUAAUCCUAGAAAAUGGAAAAAUGAAGUCCCGAAGAUCUUACUGUUUCUCAUUUGGUGUUUCUAUCUUGCCCCUAAUUGCUGCCCCCACUACCCCACGCCCCCCCCC